CUUCUUCAUCUGAGCGAUUGUUUUUUGACUUUUGAGCAUAAUGGCUAACAACCACUUGGGCCGCUACCCCUCAAAGCCCCCAACCACCAACCUGAUGCUUGUCGAGGAAGAGUUCCCCGAAUUUGAGCCCUUUGAGUUCUACGACCUCCAUGAUGACGCGGUGCCGGGACCGCGGUUUUCUGGAUCCCAGGGCGAACCACUGUCUGUGGUGGAAAUUGACAUGUGCAAGCAAAAGAACAAGCCACUGCACCGCACCCAGUUCUACGACAUCAAGAACCUGGUGAUCCGUCGGGGAGAGGAGUUUUUCAUCCGUGUCACUUUUAACCGACCUUUGACUGACAGAGACAGAUUCAUGCUGGAGUUUCUGAUUGGUUCCCACCCCUCACCCAUUAAGGGCACCCAGGUGGUGGUGAGGUUUAACUCCCGCAGGCAGGGUCGCUGGCCGGGUCAUAUAGUGGAGAAUAAUGGUACAUCUGUCCUGUUUGGAAUCAUCACGGCUCCAAAUGCCAUUGUGGGGAGGUACCGCAUGUAUGCCAGAAUAGUGACGAAACGUGGCAUGGAGCGCAGCAAGAGGGACAUUGACACUGACUUUUAUGUGCUUUUCAACGCCUGGUGUAAGGAUGAUGCUGUGUAUUACCCUGAUGAAGACGGAAGGCAAGAGUAUGUGCUGAACGAAUAUGGCAUCAUCUACCAAGGUUCCAAGGACAGUAUGAUUGCUCGCAAAUGGAUCUAUGGACAGUUUGACCGCGGCAUCUUGGACGCUUGUAUCUAUCUCCUGGAUGCGUGUCGCAUGCCCAUCACCAACCGUGGGGACGCCAUCAAACUGGUCCGGAAGGGCUCUGCUGUGGUAAACUCCCAAGAUGACGAUGGCGUGCUUGUGGGCAACUGGAGCGACAACUUUUCAGGAGGCACUGCGCCCACGCUGUGGACAGGUAGCGUGAAGAUCCUGCUGCAGUACGCCAACACAGGCGUGUCGGUGAGCUACGCUCAGUGCUGGGUGUAUGCAGGAGUCUUCAACACCUUCCUGCGCACGCUCGGCAUCCCGGCCAGAGUCAUCACCAACUUCAGCUCGGCUCACGACAAUACGGGCAACCUUAAGAUCGAACUCGUCUUCAAGCCGGACGGCUCGCCCGACGAACGCAACACAGAUGACUCCAUCUGGAACUACCAUUGCUGGAACGAGGUUUACAUGAAACGCCCUGACCUGGGCCCAGGCCUGGGGGGCUGGCAGGUGGUAGACUCAACACCACAAGAGACCAGUGAUGGAUACUACCGCUGCGGGCCAGCCUCCGUCAUUGCCAUCAAGGACGGUCUGGUGGGAUUCCCGUUUGACGGCCCCUUCAUUUACGCUGAGGUGAACAGUGACGUAAUAUUCCUGGAGCGGGAUCGUUAUGGGAACAUGAACCAAAUCGGUGUGGACACCACCCUGGUUGGACAAGGCCUCUUUACCAAGCACAUCCUCAGUGACACUGCAAAAGACAUUACUUACGAGUACAAGUACCAGGAAGGAAGUCAUAAUGACACCGUGUCCCUCGCGAAGGCAGAGAGCCACGGCUUAGAGAGAGACCAGCCCACUGCUAAACCCAAGAUUUCUGUAUCCCUCGUUAUUGAACAGACUACGCUGGGAGAUGAUGUGAAAGUGGUGGUGGAGUUCAAGAAUCACGGAGUCGUUUCCGAAACGAUCAAGGCGAACCUGUCAUGCGCGGUUGUCUUUUACACCGGAGUCCAGGCCAAACGCUACAAAAAUGAGGAGUUCAACAUAGUCGCGGAGCCGCAUCAGACAACGCGUCAUGUUGUGACGAUCACAGCUCAGGAUUAUAUGGAACAUUUGGGCUUUCAACGCUUCCUCAGCUUCAUGCUGAAUGGCCACAUGAACAGCGGUAGCCUUAGUGCCCUCAAGGUGAUCUACCUGAACGCACCGGACCUGGACCUCGAGGUGAGCGGGCCUCUUGUGAUUGGAGAGGAAAUGUAUGCCAAAGUCAGCUUCACCAACCCCUUUCAAUUUCCUCUGCUUGACAUCUAUGUGGCCUUGGAGGGCCCUCGAGCGCUGCCGUACAGGACACGCUUCUACAAGGUCCUUGAGCCACAAUCGUCCAUCUCCUGGCAGGUCUCCUUCACCCCGCAGAUGACAGGAAAGCGCAUCCUGGUGGCUGUGAUGUACUGCAGCAACCUGUGCGAGAUUUGGGGCUCUACUGACUUCCAAGUUGGCGACAAAGAGCCUCCUACAAUCGAUGAAGCUGGCCUGUGAAAAGGCGGAGCUACCAUGCGCCACAAACUGAUGAUUUUAUGAUUCUUCUCACACCAAUCAGUGCUUCUGAUGAUUUUUUUUUUAUGAUUCUACAAAUUAUGCAUCUUGCUGUUAAAGCGCUGAGACUCAGUGGUCAAAAGGCAUGCCAUAGUAGUAGAAACCUGAGAAAAUGUCAACAUUAAAUGAAUAAUGACAAGGAAAUAAGUUACAUUUAGACUUUUUUAGGACACAGCAGUAAUAUUUUAUAUUAAAUAAUGACAAGUUACAUUUAGAUUUUUCUAGAACCAAAGAAGUUCAUAAAACAUUAACAUUUGAUGCAUAGAAAGAAUGUGACAAAUGUAUUCCAAUAUUCUUUCUUGAAUCAUUCAAUUGUUGUUCUAAUGCAAUAAUCAACUACUAACA
Molecule: messenger RNA, 2650 nt
Organism: Nerophis lumbriciformis (worm pipefish)
Lineage: Eukaryota; Metazoa; Chordata; Actinopteri; Syngnathiformes; Syngnathidae
Product: coagulation factor XIII A chain-like
Biological process (GO): peptide cross-linking; blood coagulation, fibrin clot formation
Molecular function (GO): protein-glutamine gamma-glutamyltransferase activity
Source: RefSeq, a predicted model, not a curated record